AGCACGCGCAGUGGGCCUCUAGUCCUCUUCUAAAAAAACUAGUCCUUUCUUAAAAAAAAAACUAUGUCAGGUUUUUAUCGAAGUUUCGAUUGUAGCAUUUUUGUCGCUUUUCCGAAAUGUUCAUUGACUGAUAAUGUCCUCAACAGCGAGUCUUCGAGUUCUACCUGAAGUUUGUGUUUCGGAGAGAACGUAGUUCGUGCCAUUCGUUUGACAGAUCGGGGUUAUGAUGAUCGCGGUUGGGAUUGUGAUGAUGAUUUAAUAAAUAAAAAGUGGGCGGUUUAAGGAAUACAAAAGAUUAUAUUAUUGAAUGAAAACGGUAAAGUAGUUCAGUGAAAUAAGUAAGACGGAUGAUAUACAAGAGAGUAUAACAGUUUUGUAAGAAGUGUGCGUGUUUUCGAUUUUUAUUGGGUUUACGAAAAUGCUAAUUUUAAUGAAGUAAUUAAAUGAUCCUUUGGAUAAUGUCAGUGUACGUUAUUUGUGCUUGACGACGAAGGGAUAGCCUUUUAGAAUUUUAUUUUGAUCAUUUUAAAGUGUCGAGUACGAAGUGUUUAAGUUAGCGUAUGGAAUUUGGAAUAUAGUACAUUUGAAGUUUGAUGGAUAAUCUAGUUGCCGACGAGAUCAUGAUUAUGUAAUUUUGUAGUAUAAUUGUGCAGCGGGAUAAUAAUUUUGUAUUCAAAGCGCUGCAGCGAAAACGGAACUCAAAGCACGCGUAUCGCUUUAGUUUUAUAUGUAUAAAAUUAUGAAAUAAAAAAAAUUGACUAUCACGUUUAUUACUUUUUCUAAAAUUUGACACAUAUUAUAUUUUGACAGUUAACCAAAUUAAUAAGGUUUUACCAUUCGUAUACGUUGUUUAUGAUGUAUAUCAAGAAAAAAUGAAAUAUUAAAAAGAUUCAGUAUUAUUAGGAUGCUGAACAUUGAGACACCUGCGCAAUUCAUCUUGAGUCUUCACUUUAGUCCGUUUAUGUUAGAAUGUAUAUUUUUACUCCUUAUAGCUCUUUUACUUUCAAACCCCUUACUGACAAGGAUUGAAAAUAUUAUGAACUAUCAGUCGAAAUUAUUUAAGGUACUGCAACCAGAUGCACCGAAAAGGGAAAAAACGUUUCCUAUGAUUUGGACGCGUUAUCCAGUCAUGCCAAUGCUUCUCAAUAUAAAUUCCAGUUCCACAAUAGAUUUUCUUGCUCUUAGAAUAAUUUCUUCAACACCAGCGUCCCACGACAUAACCGACUGCGACAAGACGAAUGCUUCAAAUAUUUAUCCACAAGCGAUUGAAUGUUCUUCGACAUUUAUUCCCACAAACAUUGAGCUACCUAUAGUGGACAUAUCGUCUUUCGAAUAUAAUUCCUAUCGCUACAGGUUAAUUGAGUCACUGUUCGAAAGAUUGUAUGGUUAUGACAAUCCGCCAGGAGGAUUGGUCUUAAAAUUUCUUCAAUUGAAUGAAGUCGCAUCCUGUGUAAAUACACAUCAAUGUGGACAAAAUUCUACGUCAUUGAAUAGCAUCGACGUACCACUGGAGUCAGAUAAAACCGUUUGUAUUCCAGAAAGGAUUUAUAUGCAUCCUCUGGAUCAUUUUUUGGGAAAAAAGUCUUUGUGUAAACGAACAACCGUAGAUGCUGGAACCGAAAUUAAUAUUGAGGAUAAUGAUGGUUUUCACAGUACCACUACGUUCACAAUGUGUCCAGAUCGUUAUGCUAACGUUUCUGAGAAAAGUACACUAAGGGAAGAUAUAAAAAUUCCACGAGGAAAAGUGGAUUUGCAGGAAAUAAAUUGCAGGAAAACGCCAGGAAAUAAAGGAGUAAUUUCGAAAAAUUCUAUGGAAUCCUCAACCGUAGUUUCUAAAGUAUCACAAUUAAGCAAUGGUUUAAAAGUUUCCCAAAUAAGGUUAAAGAAUCUGAAAGAUUUGUGUGGAGUAUCGACUGUUGCCUCUAGUAACAAUAGAUUGUCACAUUAUUUUCGAAAAGGAUCGUCCGGAUCGUGCACAAACUCACCGACAAUAACAUACGGAAAAACAGACAUGACUGGUAACCGUAAAAUUACAAGAAACUUAAGUUCACCCAUCGAGAAAACGCAUUCUCGUUUUCCAAAAACUGACUCAACGAAGUUAGUAUUCAAAAACGUCGUACGAAACACUACACUAAAUGCUCCAAAGAGAACCGUGCAAAGAAGAAGACAAAAUCCUCCAAAAAAUCUAAGUAACUUAAGCAAAUCUCUAGAACCAAACACUUCAUGCAUUACAAAGACAUAAGAUAUGUCAAUAAUAAAAUAAAACCACACGAUAUGCAUAUAUGUAUACAUUGGAUGAAUCCUACUACUAAAAACACAGAAACAUUUUUCCGUCUGUAAGCUUUAAAAUAAAUAUAACCAUGUAAAAAAUUUCGCACCAAGUAUUAUAUUUCUAUUCACGACAAAAAUUCCGUGGUUUAACUUUAACAGUCACUGGAAUGGCAACGCUCAAUAAUAGUUUCCACAACUUCCUUUGAGAAACGCAUAAAGUUUUUCGGGCAUUCGAGCAAGGUGCAACUCGUAAGAAUAAUCCUGAUUUCGAAUAUACAUUACGAAGAACCACAGAGACGGUGGCGGCAAAAAAAAGAGAGCUACGAAAUUUCCCGGAGAGACCAGCAAAGGUGCCGACGAGGGUGCAACAAUGGCAAAGGUACCUAGGCCCUGUCAACGGGACCACUUCAAAAGUUGCCGUCUUCAAUGUGUUUAUUUAGUUAACGUCAAAUUUACUCGCUCCAAAAGGUAUAGCCGAUCUCGCCAUCGCAUUCGAGUUUCUAUGUCCGCGACACGCGGUCCUAUUUGUAUUAAGCAAAUCCACUCGAUUGCCGUGGAAGGGCGUGGCUCGUGAUCCCCUUUGUGCCACUGUGCAACCUAACCAAUCAUUCACAAAAUGGAACACUCGACUUUUCGUGCACGACUUUUGACUUUGGAGUAUACAUUUCACUUUCGGCCGACACUUUCUAGAAAUCGUAAUCCUCUUUCCAUAAUCAAUGGUCAACGACUACAGUUGGAAUUUCAAUAAUCCUCGACUAC
Cephus cinctus (wheat stem sawfly) is the source of this 3030-nucleotide messenger RNA. RefSeq lists its product as uncharacterized. NCBI's taxonomy places the organism in Eukaryota, Metazoa, Arthropoda, Insecta, Hymenoptera, Cephidae. The record is from RefSeq and is a predicted model, not a curated record. The transcript has 4 exons. Bases 905 to 2242 code for a protein of 445 amino acids.